This is a messenger RNA of Paramecium octaurelia, 1996 nucleotides long. NCBI's taxonomy places the organism in Eukaryota, Ciliophora, Oligohymenophorea, Peniculida, Parameciidae. The record is from the annotation of a GenBank genome assembly.
AUGUCACGGCUAAUUGUGAAGAAUAUCCCAAAUUUGAUUACAGAAGCCCAAUUAAAGACAAUAUUUGAAAAAAAGGGUGAAGUCUCCGAUGUUAAAGUUAUUUUUAAAGGCAAUAAGAAUAGAAGGUUCUGUUUCAUAGGCUACAAGAAUGAAUCAGAUGCAAUCAAAGCAAAAGAACAUUUCGAUAAAACAUUCGUCAUGAUGUCCAAAAUAUCAGUUGAUUUUGCUAAGACAGUCGAUGAUCCAGCCCUCCCAAGAGCCUGGUCAAGACAUACUCCAGGAUCAUCAGCAUUUCAAAAAGUUCACAAAAGCGAAGAACCACCAGUCACAAAAAAAGUAAAAUAAAAUAAAGAAGACCAAUAAGAGUAAGAAGAACCUAAGAAUGAAGUAAAAUCAAAGAAAUUCCAAGAGUUCUUAGAAUUGAUGAAAACUAAUAAGAAAUCUAAUUAGGAGAUAUCGUGGAAUGAUAAUGUGAAUAAUUAAGUUGACGAAAUCUUUGAAAAGAUCGAAAAGGAAAAGCCUAAAGUUGUUCAAUAACCCAAAACAAGCACCCCAGCAAAUGUAAAUGAAAGAAGACUAUAUGUUACUAACAUCCCAUACACAAGUACAGAAUAAGAAUUAAAGACUGUAUUUGAAAAGUAUGGUACUGUUUCUAGUUUAAAGAUACCAAAAUAAAGAGGAGGGUCACUUUCUGGUUUUUGCUUUGUGGAAUAUCAAUUACCAGAAGAAGCAAUCAGGGCAUUUAGUGAAUUAGAUAAUAAGAUUGUAUUGGGAAGGAUUUUUCAUGUUAGACCUGCAUUUAAGGAUGACAAGGAAGAACAAUUAAAAUAAGAAUAAUAAAUGAAUUAAGAGAAGAUGAUUGGAGAAGAAAAAUCAUCAUAUAAGAAAUUUAAGAAACAAUAAAUGCUUGAGAGACUCAAUGAUACUACAUCAUGGAACACAUUAUUCUUAAAUCCUAAUACCAUAAUUGAGGGCAUUUCUAAGAAGUACUCUUUGGAUAAAAAGGAAAUCUUAUCAGAAGAAAAUGAUGACAUGGCUGUUAAAAUGGCUCAAAUGGAAACCUAAGUUAUCAAAGAAACUAAAGAUUGGCUUAAGAGCAUUGGUUUGAACAUUGAUUUUUUGAAAGUUGAAAAGAAUCAAUGUGAAAGAUCAAACAUUACUAUAUUUGUUAAGAAUAUUCAAUUUAGAGUUAAUGAAACAGACUUAAAUGAACUAUUUUCAAGAUAUGGCUAAGUCAAUAAAGUUUUCCUUGCUCCAAAUAGAUCAAUUGGUAUUAUUACUAUGUAAGAUGACAAGUAGGCUAACAAUGCUUUUACUAAUUUAUAAAAUUAUAAAUUUAAGGGAUGCAUCUUGUAUUUAGAGUGGGCUCCAACCACUCUGAUGGGAGAAACUAAUAAAACUAAUGAAGUCAAUCAAUAAGUUGAAGAACAAGAAAAUGAGUUAACUCGUAUUCUUUAUGUCAAGAAUCUUAAUUUUAGUACAACAGAAAAAAACUUACUUAAAUUUAUGUCCUCUAAGGUCAAUGACAUCAAGAAAGUGACAAUUAUUAAUAAGGAAGGAGUCUCCUAAGGUUAUGGAUUUAUUGAAUUUGAUAAACCAGAGUCUGCCCAAAAGGUAUUACGUUUAAAUAAUUUGAUUUUGGAUGAUCAUUUACUGUAACUAAGUUAAAGUAAACCAAAACCCAAAUAAGGUAUGAAUUAGUUAUAUUUUAAUAGAUUUGAAUAAAAGAAAAUAAAAACAAGAAAUUGAACCUACAAACAAACUUUUAAUCAAAAACUUACCUUUUGAAGCCAAUGCCUAGGAAUUGAGGAGAUUAAUUAAAUAAUAUGGAGAACUGAAAAAAUUAAGGCUUCCUAAAAAACUUGAUGGAAGCAUCAGAGGUUUUGCAUUUGCAGAAUUUCUCAAUAACGAAGAAGCAUAAAACGCAGCUGAGUCAUUAUAGAGUACUCACUUCUAUGGAAGAAGAUUAGUUAUUGAAUAUUCAAAAGAGGAGUGA